This is a messenger RNA of Vigna angularis (adzuki bean), 1731 nucleotides long. RefSeq lists its product as uncharacterized. The record is from RefSeq and is a predicted model, not a curated record. Bases 184 to 1659 code for a protein of 491 amino acids. Lineage: Eukaryota; Viridiplantae; Streptophyta; Magnoliopsida; Fabales; Fabaceae. The transcript is spliced from 9 exons.
AGCAAAGCACAAGGAACAAGUGCUAAGAACAAAAACCCCCACCUAUUAUCUCGUGGUGGGUAUAGGAAGCUUGAGGAGAAAAUCCUCAAGCAAAAGGCAGAUGCUAUACCACCAUCUCAGAGUGGUAGCCCUCCUCAGCCUCCUUCUCCACCGUCUAGACAUGAGAAAUGGAAGUUGGCCCGUAUGCGACCAUCGGGCACCUACUCUUCCGACACUGCACGAGAGAUUUCUGAAAAAAUUGACGCCUUGGUUGAGCAGAGCUCCCAAGGCCAAUUCACUCCAGAGGGUCGCCAGGAUAUUCUUGCUGCUGCAAUUGGACGACCUGAGCACCCUGGACGUGUACGUGCUGCAGGUCCUGGAGUAGGCAUUACGGAUUAUUUUGGGAGCUCUUCUCGUCAGCCUUCAUAUUCGUACAGCGAUACACAAAGGAUGACAGAAGAGAUCACAAAAAAGGUCCGACAUGACCUUAUGCAGGAGAUCAGGGCCGAGGUGAGGGCUGAAUUCCAGAUGCUCUACCAGGAGCAGUUUCAGAGCAUGCGCCCGAUGCAGUCUCCUAUAGAGGAACAUGUGGUCCCUCCCCCUCCCACAGGGAGAAGCGGCAAAGGAAGUUGUUCCGCAUCAGCCAUCCCAGAGGAUGACAUGGACGAUGGUAGUCCAUGUCUGCUAUACAUUUUAGAAGAAGAUGAGAUGGUGCUGGUAGCUCGUGGAACAGAGUUUAGGUCAGCGACUGUAUGUCAUGGUAUGCAACUAUUAGAGGAUGAGGUGAAGGUAUCAGUGGAUGAAAUGAUCAUGCCAGAUGCCUCGGUUCCACUGUCCACGGAAGAGAUUUUCACUGUGGAACAAGCAUAUAAGUCGUUUAUCACUUGGCCUAAAUUUUUGGUUAAACCAGUUUCUGACCCCUCGACGCAGGAACAACAGAAGAUUCCUCUAUCUGAGGAUGACCCUCUUUCUUCAUUGCAUCUACUUGCUGACAUCCUUGAUGAUAAGCCUUUGGAGGUUCAGUAUGAUGCUAAUGUAUUUGGGCAUGGCUCUGAGGUCCCAAUAUACCUUAAUAGCCAAGAUGUCCGUGAGCUUGCGUCGGGAACACAAGAGUUGAAUAUUUCAAUUAUUCAACUAUGGACGAUGUAUAUGUCUGGGGUCACUAAUAAGUUGGGGCGUUCUGAUGAUUAUGGAUUCAUUGAUCCCCAAGACAUUCAUGAAUCAAAUGAUUUUGAUCAUAUCAACACGAGAAUGAUAAGCAGUUUUCGAAGGGGCAAGAAAAUAUACUUUUUGCCUUAUAUAUCCGGGCGCCAUUGGCAACUUCUUGUUAUGUCUGUGCAAGACAACUAUGCUUUGUGGUUCUGCUCAUUGCACAGGCCUCCUCCCACACAACUCAGACAAGCAAUUGAUUGUUCUAUUCCAGCAAGUAUGAUGAUGGACGGGAGGUCAAUUGUUAAGAGUAGAAAGAUUGCUUGGAUUUCUCUCAAGUGUAACAGACAAAAUGGGUCAUAUGAGUGUGGAUACUAUGUAAUGUAUUGGAUGACCCAUAUUGUUCGUUCUCACAUCACAAGAAGCUGGGAAACGAGAUUCAAGACUACUACACCAGUUCCUGAGAAGUCACUACUAUUCAUUAGGAACGCUGCUGCGAAGUAUAUAGUUAGAUUAUACAAUAGCUCUUAGAUUUAGAUUUAAACAAUGCAUUUGAUUAGAUAGAAUUUUCUUAGACUCUCUACUUUAUUUGAUGUUGAAAUA